This is a messenger RNA of Pedinophyceae sp. YPF-701, 1608 nucleotides long. NCBI's taxonomy places the organism in Eukaryota, Viridiplantae, Chlorophyta, Pedinophyceae. The record is from the annotation of a GenBank genome assembly.
AUGCAGGCGUCCCCCGCUCUCGGACGGCGCAUAGAGCCUAUGCUGCGUGCACGCACCGGCCCCGCGCGGCCGUGCGCCCCCUCCGCGGCGCCCCUCCCGCGGCCGGGCCUCACGCGCGCGCCCCGCCCGGCUCUCCGCCACCUCCAGCAGCGGCCGGAGCCCGCCGCGCCGCUCCGCGGCCCCGCGCCGGCGUCCUCGGCGGCGCUGGUCGGUUCGACAGGGGAUGAGCCGGAGAAGCGCACGCGCGACGACGCCGGCGAGUACACCAAGCCGUUCAUCAUCACGCGGCUCAUCACGUUCCUCGCCAUCGUCGCGGGGUACUCCUGCUUCUACCUGACGCGCAACUCGCUCACGUACACCGCGCCCGUCAUGGUCGCCACGCCGGGGCUGGGCAUCGACAUCACGAUGAUCGGCGCGAUGACGUCCAUCUUCCCGAUCGCGUACGGCAUGUCGAAGUUCGUGGCGGGCGUGCUGGGCGCGAAGCUGUCGCCCGCCGUCCUGCUGGGCGGCGGCCUGUGCGCGACGGCACUCAUCAACAUCUGCUUCGGCUUCGGCACGUCGCUCGCGUGGUUCAUGGCGUUCUGGGCCCUCAACGGCGUCCUCCAGGGCACCGGCGGCCCGUCGUGCGCGCGCAUCCUGACCAACUGGUUCGCCACCAAGGAGCGCGGGACGUACUGGGGGAUGUGGAACAUCGCGCACAACCUCGGCGGCUUCCUGGCGCCGAUCAUCGCCGGGAGCGCGGCCAAGGCGAUGGGCUGGCAGUGGGGGAUGUGGGUGCCGGGCAUCAUCGGUCUGACGGUGGGGUCGCUCAUCCUGCUCGGGGUGCGCGGGGACCCGCAAGAGCAGGGGUACCAGGCGGUGGAGAACGCGGAGGAGAAGCCGAAGAAGGCCGACGGCGCGGACGGCGAGGCGGCCGCGAAGAAGGAGGAGACGCUGAUGUCGAUCUUGGUCAACAGCGUGCUGAAGAACCCCUUCAUCUGGGGCAUGGCCAUCACGUACUUCUUCAUCUACGUCGUGCGGCAAGGCGUCACCUCGUGGUUCGUGUUCUACCUCAUCAAGGCCAAGGGCGUCGAGGACGCCGCCAGCGCCGCCAUCCGCGUGUCGGGCCUCGAGCUCGGCGGCCUGUUCGGGUCGCUGCUCGCCGGGAAGCUGUCGGACUACAUGAUCAACAAGGACACCAAGGGCGGCGCCGUCGGGAAGCGCGUGCGCGUGAUGCUCGGGUACACGGUGGGCAUCGCGGCGAUGCUCGCGGCGUUCGCGGCGACCCCCGCGGCGCUCGGCGCGCUGCAGUGGGCCACGGUCUUCAUGAUCGGGUUCUUCCUGUACGGCCCGCAGAUGCUCAUCGGCCUGUGCGGCGCCGAGCUCGUCGGCCCCAGCGCCGUCGGCGCCUCGGAGGGUCUCCUGGGGUGGAUCGCCUACAUGGGCGCGGCGAACGCGGGCGUCCCGCUGUCGAUCAUCGUGCAGCGGUUCGGCUGGGAGGCGUACUUCAUGACGCUGAUCGGGUCGUGCGCGUGCGCGUUCGUCCUGAUGCUGCCCAUGGUCAACCUCAAGAGCCACGCGCAGCGCGUCGCGGCGCGCAAGGACAAGGCGCUGAAGAAGUCGGAGUGA